AGUGAGUAAGCUGAGCUGCUGAGGAGUUUCAUUCGUGAGCCCGCGCCGCCACCUGCCGGCCACCUCAGCCUGGCUGACCGGUCGCCGAAGCACGCUCGUCUGCCGCCGCCACUGCGCUCUGCCUCUCUCCCCUCGGCCAUGGCCAGCUCAAUGAUCGUAGCCGGUCUCGGCCUGGCCACAGUGGGGUUCGCCGGGCGCUACCUACUCCGCGCGAUGCCGGGCGCCGCCAAACAGUUCAACGAAGCCAUCAAAAACCUCCCCAAGAUGGACGCCAACAGCCGCUACUACCGCGGCGGCUUCGAGACGAAAAUGUCACGCCGCGAGGCGAGUCUCGUGCUGGGGGUGUCUCCGAGCGCUAACGCCAAGCGUAUCAAGGAUGCGCACAAGCGGAUCAUGUUGUUGAAUCAUCCGGAUCGCGGCGGAUCACCGUACCUAGCGGCCAAAAUCAACGAGGCCAAAGAUGUGAUCGAGUCGGGAAAGGCGUGACGGGCGCAUCUGGCGCCGACGAGCGGUGGUAGACACGGGAGUAGGUCCGCAGAGUACCUACGUGGGGGUGCUGCGGGGACUUGAGUGUGCGGUUGGUGGGAGGUGUGUUGGCAGUUACUGGCAGUGGCUGCGAAGUGGGAAGAACUGAUAAAUUGUGAUGCCCACCCAGGCUCAUGGUGGUAAAGUGACAAAGUGAUGUGCUUAAUUUGGUCAGUGUACUCUGCAAAAGUGAUGAGUGUGGUAUAGCACACAGACGUUUUAUAAACAACAGUCAAAAGAAGCACCAUUUAGCCUCAAUUUCCGAUUUAUUUUUGGGCGAUCCGAUGAACCUGAUGACGUUCCGUGGCGAUAAAAUUGUAGUUGCAUCUGUGUCCGGCAUCCUGUUAUCAAGUGACGGUAACCUCUGAUCGAACGUGUGCCCCGGUCACUGCUGCCCAUGUGUUGAUUCUAACGCUGCCCCCGAGUGUGCUAACUGUGGUGCUGGUUUUGACCUCCGUGUUGCUGAUAUUCACUGCAGCUGGAGGGUGUUACCGAAACCAGUAGAAGUAUGUAUUUUGUGGUGUUGAAAAGCAAUUGGUGCUGUUUUGUAUGCAUCAGUAAGCGCAAUAAAUGAUGCACAUCUGA
Molecule: messenger RNA, 1110 nt
Organism: Amphibalanus amphitrite
Lineage: Eukaryota; Metazoa; Arthropoda; Thecostraca; Balanomorpha; Balanidae
Product: mitochondrial import inner membrane translocase subunit TIM14-like
Exons: 1
Coding region: 139-486 (115 amino acids)
Biological process (GO): protein import into mitochondrial matrix
Cellular component (GO): PAM complex, Tim23 associated import motor
Molecular function (GO): ATPase activator activity
Source: RefSeq, a predicted model, not a curated record